This is a messenger RNA of Scatophagus argus, 5168 nucleotides long. Its product is annotated as phosphoribosyl pyrophosphate synthase-associated protein 1. Gene Ontology annotation, cellular component: ribose phosphate diphosphokinase complex; cytoplasm. Gene Ontology annotation, molecular function: ribose phosphate diphosphokinase activity; magnesium ion binding. Lineage: Eukaryota; Metazoa; Chordata; Actinopteri; Scatophagidae. Gene Ontology annotation, biological process: 5-phosphoribose 1-diphosphate biosynthetic process; purine nucleotide biosynthetic process. The record is from RefSeq and is a predicted model, not a curated record. The coding region runs from base 357 to 1469 and encodes 370 amino acids. The transcript has 11 exons.
UAGCAAGACUGACCCAAAUCAGACCCCGUAGUUCUAAUUGUAGGCAGUUGUUAAGCUACAGUGCUACCUCAGUGACAGGUAUCAUACGUUUGUCGGCCCGCAGUCGGAUAAAUUAGUAGAAGAAAGACACUCAUUCAUUUUUGUUUCGUAGAUGCACUGUAUCUAAGUGUAUAUCGCAAACUGAAGGCAGUUUCGUUUAAUUAGCUCAUCUAGCAGGUUAAUGUGCGGUAGGUAGCUAGCUAGCAAGUUAGUUGACGCCAUAAGAGGAAAAUCGGAAACUUAACGCGGUGGUCAGUUGAUAACGACAGUGCCGCUGCUGCCAGUGUCUGGGAAAUAAAACUAAAACGAGUACCAGAAUGAAUGUCGCUAAAAGUGGCUAUCGUGUCUUUUCUGCAAACUCCUCUGUAGCGUGUACAGAACUAGCCAAGAAGAUAACGGAACGGCUGGGAGUCGAACUGGGCAAGUCCGUGGUCUAUCAGGAGUCUAACAGAGAAACUAGAGUGGAUGUGAAAGAAUCGGUUCGUGGACAAACUAUCUUCAUCAUUCAGACCAUACCACGAGAUGUCAACACAGCCAUCAUGGAGCUGCUGGUUAUGGCCUAUGCCCUCAAGACCUCCUGUGCAAAGAACAUCAUUGGAGUCAUUCCAUACUUUCCCUACAGCAAACAGUGCAAGAUGAGAAAGAGGGGCUCGAUAGUGAGCAAGCUGUUAGCUUCAAUGUUAGCUAAAGCAGGAUUAACACACAUCAUCACCAUGGACUUGCAUCAGAAGGAGAUCCAAGGUUUCUUCAGCUUUCCAGUGGACAACUUGCGUGCCUCCCCUUUCUUGAUUCAGUACAUCCAAGAAGAGAUUCCUGAUUACAGAAAUGCCAUCAUUGUGGCAAAGUCCCCAUCAGCAGCUAAGAGGGCUCAGUCCUAUGCAGAGCGCCUGCGUUUGGGUCUGGCUGUGAUUCAUGGCGAGGCUCAGUGUUCAGAGUCCGACAUGGCUGAUGGAAGACACUCCCCACCGUGUGUACGCAACACAACUGGACAUACAGGGUUGGAGCUUCCUUCAGGCAAACAACAAGCUCCGUUCCCUGGCAUAGAGCUCCCAAUGAUGAUGGCCAAGGAGAAACCUCCCAUUACUGUAGUCGGAGACGUGGGAGGGAGAAUUGCCAUCAUUGUGGAUGACAUCAUAGAUGAUGUUGGAGACUUUGUUGCAGCUGCAGAGAUCCUGAAAGAGAGAGGAGCCUAUAAGAUUUAUAUCAUGGCCACACACGGCUUACUAUCCGCUGAUGCUCCGCGCCUCAUAGAGGAAUCUGCUAUUGAUGAGGUGGUGGUGACCAACACAGUCCCCCAUGAAGUGCAGAAGCUACAGUGUCCCAAAAUCAAGACUGUGGACGUCAGCAUGAUUUUGGCUGAGGCCAUCCGCCGCAUACACAACGGAGAGUCCAUGGCCUACUUGUUCCGCAACAUCGCCGUGGACGAUUAGAGAGAGUCGGAGACUUAGCACUGAGGUGGGUCUGACAGUGACUGAGGGCACUUCCUCCCAGUGCUGUUAAAAGCAUGAUAAUGUCAUGUCAUGUAUGUUGGCUUUACAAACAUCCUAAUUCUUUAAAACAAACUGACAUUCUAAGAAUCACCCAAAGUUAUUUAACUUCACAUCAAAAGUUGUUAAAAUGUUUUCCUUUUGUAAUGCUGUGAAAUGCCUCUUGUUCAUGUUUAGAAAAGAUGAUAAAAGAGCAAACAGGUAUUUUGAUGCAUUCAUCAAGUUCUGAAGCCUUGACCUUUGUCUUGCUGCUUUUGUUGAUUUUCCAACUUGAACAAAAGAUGCUUUUUAUUUAAAACAAAGCUGUUUUGUCACAUGCUGCGGUACCUCAUAUCAAAUGACUGAGCUUGAGCUGUAAAAAGAGAAGAGAAAAAUGUGUCCAGUAACAGGACUUUGUGCUAUACCAACCAUUUUCAGAGGCUCAUAAACCACUUUUCCACCAAGCAGUCCUGUCCAGUUAAGUUUGUUACACAGUUUUUCACGUUUCCAUUGACAAAAGUUGUAGAUGGUACCAAUAGAACCGCUCCAUUCCGUCCAUUUUGUUUUUUAUUGAACACUUCUGUCCAGGUUCCGAGAGCCACUGAUUGAUCAGAGAAUCAGAGCUACCAGAGUCAUCCAGAGUUGCUGUGUGUGCUCUAAUGUAGGAUUCAGUCUCCUGCAGCCUUUUCUCAAACAAAGCUUGUCUCCUUGCACAUAACACAUCCUGAUAUGAAAGUUGAAAAACAGAAAAGCUACGGUGAAUGUAGACUAAGCAGAGGAAAAGGUGAGAAGUUUAAUUGUCAACCUGACAGUAAAUGUACGAUAUGAGUUACAGUGUGUCAGGCAAUAAAUGUUGCAGCUCCUCAAGGCCAAGAAAAGUUUAGUUUGUUAUUUCCCAACUACUGCAGCAGUGAAGAGUGAAAAGUGAAGGGUUAGCACCGUAGCCCCAGUAGCAGCCCCACUUACAUUUUAACAGUUUUGCCUUUGCAGUUGAAUGAAAAUAAUUAGGGGCAGAUUUAGGGACACAGUGAUAUCUUUUUAUACUCUGUGUGCCUGUGUUCAAAAUGUUAAGAUGCAUCUGGCUUCAGUCAGUAACCAACUGAGUAAUUUAAGUAGCCUACAAAGUGAUCAUUUUUAGUGGCAAAAUAAAAAUAGGUUCAUUGUUCCUCAUAAGCUGUUGAGGCGCUGUGUAAUGUUCAAACAUGGCCUUAUCAAACACACACACACACACACACAGGGUUGUGUGAGGCAGAUGCACUGUGUUGAUUCAAACCCUUCUCUAUUUUGCGCAAAAUAAACGUUUGUAUUCCUCCUGCAGAGUUUAUUAACUGACACGCUAACCUAUAAUGUACCUUUACUGCCAGAUUCCAAUUCCAAUACUUUUCAUUUUUUUUCUUUAUUUUUUAUUUGGCAGUUCGUAAUACCUAUUUUUUUUAGGGGUUAAUAUAAGUGGAAAAAUAUCAACGUCAAGUCCUUGUGCAACACACUGAAUCAAACCGGACUGCAUGGUGGAAGCUUGGCUUCAUUGCGCCCCCCAAUACACACACACACACGAUCGGAUCAGCACUUUGCACUUAAUGGGGUGUGUUUUUUCCAUCUACAUAGACAAGACCGGACAAACUCCUGCUUAUUGGUCCCUGAAAUAUAUUCUUAUGCAGCUUUUUUUUGCACCGUAUGUGUUAAUGUAAAGAUGUUUGCUAAAAUAUCUCGUGUGACACAAGAAGUAUAUGCAGAAAUGUGUGGGUGGCUGUUUUAUAUUUUGUAUAUAAGGGGUUGAGUUCAACUAAAUUAUAACAAGAUAUUUUCUUACUUGCCUAGUCAACAAGAUAGUUUUGGAUUGAUGCUGUCCGUUUGAGAAACCUGCUUCUGUGAUUCCUGCUGAGGUUAAUGUAAUUUCAUUUAUGACACUGAACGCUUUAAUGUGCUUGUUUAAAAAUAAAAAACAAAACAAAAAUAAUAUACAAUACAAUGUUCACACCAAGGUCUGUGAUUAAUUGUGAGUAUUUAAAAGACCACAAAUGAAAUUCCGUUGACUUCUUCUGUAUUGUGACAUCUAGCAGUGCAUGGUUACAUGUAUGCCAGUAUGUAUAUGAACAGGAUAUAGCAAGUGUUUAAAUUAUUUUUUUAUUUGGAUGAACCAGCCCUUUAAUAUACUACUAUAUCUCUCUAGCAGUAGACUGAACAUGCAUCGUCCAGUAUUGUGCUUGUUUUAACUGACCGAUGGUGGCCAUGACUGACACUACCAUCAUGCAUCUGAAUGACAUUUACAGCUAAACGGAAUCAAUCACCUGCAAACCGUGAAGCACAGCAAAGAUUUCUUGUGCAGCCCCGAUUUUAAAAAAAGACACUGUGUAUAACAUAAAUAAAAUUUGCUAUUCCUUUUUCACAUAUGCUCAAUUUAUAACAGCACAAAAAUAACAUAUUAAAUGUUUGCAUUCUGGUCUUAUUUACUUUUUCCCUAUCAUCCCAGCUUUUUUACAAUCGGGGUUGUAUUUUGCGUGAGUUUUAUUUGUGGAUUUUGGUUGAGUUUGCUAUGAAAAUCAACUUCAUAGUGAACCCCCUUGCUGGUUUUCCCUUUUGUCCAUUACAUUAUUGCUGUCAGGUGACAUAGAGCCUGCUUUUGUUGUGGGCUUAUGUUCUACUGUACAUACGUGUUGGAAAAGUAUUGUGUUGUUUGUUAGCAACACUAAUCCACACUAACUCUGCAGCCUUUUCAAGUCGUAGCGUUAGCCAAGUUCUCCAUCUCUUUUGAGAAAUGUUCAUGUUUGCUUUUGACCCAAUGAAUAUUUAACAGUAAGACUCUUGUACAGUUAGUUACAGCAACUAGCUUUGAAAGCUUGAAACUUUGAACUGACCCAUGCUUUAUCUGCAUGACUUUACAGUGACAGGUUUGACAAAAUCUUUGGGUUUUUUUGUUUUUUUUUUGGUUUUUUUGUAAUGUACUAAAGUGAAUGGAAACUGACGGGCUGCUUGGAAGAUAGCACAUGUGCACUACAAAAGUAAAAAUGGUUAUCAGUGAUGUAAAAUAAGUGCAUUUUGUAGUAAAUUGGAAAUAAUAUGCAAAAUCACGGUUAUGGUCUGGUUGUCUACAAAUAACUGUAGUGGACUGUCAUUUAACUGUCAUUAAAAGUAAACAUGUGCACCUUUCUUACUCUCUGAGUAAAUUUCUAAGUGAUGCUUUAGGGGUAAGUAGUGUACCUUUCUGCUGAUUGAGCCUUUAGCUCAGGGAAAUAUACUUUAUAAGCCAAUGCACAAUUAUUUGUUCUUACUCUUUUUUUUAUGCUUUGUUCCUGUUUCACAUAUUGAAACAGGUUUGUUGAGAAUGUCUUCCAUACAGCAGUUCUGAACGUCUUGGCUUUUUACCUUGUCUCCUUGUUUUGAAUGCCAUAUUCCUCGUCAUGUGCUGAUGGAUGCGUUUGUGACAGCUAGAUGCUGCGCAGGCUGGUGUUGUGAUGACAUUAAGUUGGUGGGCAGGUCGUCUUGUAUGAAAUACUCGUGUGUGUCGGCUCAGAUUAUAUGUGUCGUUAGUGUAUUUCAUGACGUCUCCUCUGUGUUCACUGUUUUCCUGACUCUCUGUGGUGUUGAAGAUGUGUAAUUUAGACGUUACUCUGUUUAGGUCCACAGUGUUUGUCAAUGUGUAUGAAAAUAAAACAGUUGCCUCUU